This is a messenger RNA of Hydatigera taeniaeformis, 309 nucleotides long. NCBI's taxonomy places the organism in Eukaryota, Metazoa, Platyhelminthes, Cestoda, Cyclophyllidea, Taeniidae. The record is from the annotation of a GenBank genome assembly.
AUGGAAGGGGAUGUUUGCGCUUCCUUUUACCGACCUGGGGAAACUCGAAAAGCUCGAGAAUUCAUACCUGAGAGCAAAAAGGAUGAGAAGUACUGGGAGCGACGAAGGAAGAACAACGAGGCAGCAAAACGUUCGCGCGAAAAGAGACGACAAAAUGACGCAUUAAUGGAACAGGAGAUAGCAGAGUUGAAGCAUCAAAAUGAAGCGUUGACGCGAGAAAAUGCGGCAUUAUUGAGGGAACUCGCUGCAUUAAAACUACUAUCUCGAUAUUCUUUGAUAAAUCCGAAUGUCGUUCCGCCUCCUGAGUGA